AAGGGACUGCAAUCCAACAUGGGCGGAAAUAACCUUUGAGCGUCUCACUCCACCAAUGACCUUGAGCAUGCGGGAUAAUUUUAGUCCUUUUGUACGCGCCCGAAUAUAUGACCUAUCACUAGAGCGCAGUUUGAAAUGGAGCAGGAUAAGGCAGAGCGUAAACUUCAUCUGGCUCGCCGUCAGCAGUGUGCAUGUUUAAUUCAAGAAAUUGGGUCAAGACUACAAACGACACAAGUGGUUAUCAACACUGGAAUAUACUAUAUGCAUUACUUUUACGAGGUUUUUUCUCCGGAAACCAUCAAACCCAUCCUAGUUUCUAUAGCUGCUUUUUACUGUGCGUGUAAGACGGAAGAUUUCUCCAGAAAGUUGUCUCUUUUGAUCAAAGCUGCGUACGACAUUCUAAAGAGGCCUUCUCCUGAUGAAGCAUCAGAUUCAUUUAAACGUCUCGUACAAAAUGUCCAUGCUUUAGAGGCUACUAUUCUUAUGGUAAUCGGAUUCCAUGUACUUGAGGUGAAGCAACCUCAUGUUUUGCUAGUAAAAGCCAUUCGUAUGAACAAAUUUCCGAAGGAAAUAGCCCACCCCAGUUACUAUAUCUGUACAAACAUUUUACAUCUCACCACCUUGGUACUACGGCAUUCUGCAGAAGCGAUCGCUGCAGCUAGCCUAUAUAUUGCAGCAAAGUGGAAUGGCACAGACAUUCAGUCAUCAAAAGGGGAAUGGUUUCAUACAUUCUCACCUACCCUGACAUAUGAGGAGAUCUCCAAAAUAACGGAUGAGUUCACUCUGACUUUUCAGGAAUGCGAUUUGAAAGUCAGGGAGCAGUUGCGUAAUUCAUUCCGAUCUCAGAAACUGCAAAAAGAACGAAGGGAGGAACCAACCAACAAUCCUCCUCGAGGUCUAGACUCUCAAAGAAGAUUCACACCGGACUCUCAGCAGAGGAGCGAUUCUUGGAAGCCCGAAAAAAGACCUUACACCACUGCCAAUCCUAAUCCAGCUCAAAUGGCUCCUCAACACGCGACCCAUCAUAAUCGGAGUCACGCUAGUAGCUCACAAAAUGUUCAAAUGAAUCAUGCAUACCAUGGACACAAUCGUGCACCUGCUUCACAUGCUUAUGGAAGCGAGCAUUUGAAUAGAUCUCACUCUACUCGUGCUCCGGCUACUGGCCCUAUUGAGCCAGAUCCGAAACGUCAACGAUUCGACCGCCCAUUUCAUGGUCAGGGUCGCAGGUCACCACAAUCCCACAUACCAAGUGGAUAUCACGUUGACGGAACAUCACGCGGAAAUCGUAUGGAUAGUUCUGUCUCUCACUCUGGUGGAGGUGAUCACAAAACGCACUAUCCCCCUGGCAGUCGAACGCACAGCACAGAUUAUAGGAAUGGUCCGUCAACUGGUUAUAAUACCAUUGCAAAUAAGCCUUGUGGCCGUGAUGAGCAUGAAGAAGCGCGCCUUAACUCAGGAACUGGUCGUCAUUCUAUGAAAUCUACAGGUCAUUCGCGAGCUAACCCACGAAUAAAGGCUGAUUUAAAUGAUUACUUCUGAUGACUAAUUUCUAGACGUGUAAUAAUUUAGCAAUGAAAUACUCAGCGUACUGUAUAUAUUUCCGGCAGAUUUUUCUUUGUCAAACUUAUGUUGAAUUUGUUGAACGUGUUCUCCAAACAUGUUUCCAGUUUGCUUGAAAUUUUCAAGUUAACCGUCAAGUCUUUCCGAAUUAUCUUUAUUUAUGCUUGAUAUGUGACUUUCAAUAUACUUCGUUAUAUUACCUCAUGUUUUUCUUUGCUUGUUCUGUGAAUUGUAUACAAUGAUUUCCUAGAAAAGUAUUAAUGGGGUAUAGUUUGUUUUCCCUAUAAUACUUAUGUAUGGUAUUAUUUGUGCGUCGGUGGUACAGAGGUUAGGUUAUUUUAUGAUUGUUCAAUGCUGUUCAAUCAAAUUAACUGGUCAUCAUGGCGAUAAAUAUUCUUAAUAUCAUUUCAUAACUUCUUGUAUGAUAUAGUUUUACUGUUCACCACGCAUAAGUAUAUCAUAGCUUCCACUACCCAGUACUGAGAUAUUUAUUAUGUUGUUUAUUUUUCAUUCUACUUGGUAUUUUUCGCAUUUUUUUGCUAUUUUGUGUUGUUUUUGUUGUUGUUGUUUAUAUUUAUUUUUCGAAAUACUCCUUUUAGAUGUUUGAUAAAAUUAGAUGCAAUAUUGUAGAUAAAUGCUGAAAAUUCCACAUUUACCACUAGUACUGUUGCUGGAAUUAAGGAAAUUAUUAUUAUUGUUACAUAGUUCUUCAGGUCUAUCUGACGACACUUUUGACAUGACACUUUUCAUAGUUAGUAUUGCAUUUUGCAAAUCAAGCAUUUCAGUAAUUCAGUAUCUUGUAGGUAAAACUGGAACGUUAACCAUGUAAAUGUUCCAUAAUGUGUAUGAAAUGAAAUGUUACUAUUAUUACCAUUAAUAUUCAAUGUGAUCCCAUUCUUAUUUAUUCGGUCGAGGUUGUUCUCGACCUCAUGUGAAGUCUAUGUAAGUUCCUGAGAUAGUGGAACUAUGGACAGUUUCGGCACAUUUACCUUCUUUGUGUUCUCUUAGACUUAGCAGUCCCCGCAUUCUAGUACAACCAGAAGGGUAAUAUUCAUGAUAACUGUUUAUUCUUAAUUGAGUUUGCGCUGUUCUUUCAAACUAAUAAAUCAUCUAGGAGUUC
Molecule: messenger RNA, 2680 nt
Organism: Trichobilharzia regenti
Lineage: Eukaryota; Metazoa; Platyhelminthes; Trematoda; Strigeidida; Schistosomatidae
Source: the annotation of a GenBank genome assembly